AUGAGUUCGACACUUUGUUCUUCGCUUCGAUUAAGGUUUCAAAUACAAUUUAGAGUUAGCAGAGUAACACUAAGGUAUAUGAAGACUAGUGCCACAUCUCCUGCGUUUCAACGUUGCGCGAAGCGUGUAAAAACUUGGGACACUAAAGAGUUGUGCCAUCUUCUGUCAGAUUCUGAUGGGUGGGACGAUUUGGAAGACAGCCCGAGUAAAGCAAUGCAGUGUAAUGAAGCUGCUAAAACAAAUAAAGCCAUUGAUAGUGAUGAUGACGACAUGUUGAUCAUGUUUGAGAAACCCGUGGCGAAACCUACCUCCUCUACAGACAAUAGACGUCAACUGGAUCAGUUUUUACAACGAAUCUCUUCGCGAAAUGGAUCUACUUUGAAUCUUACCGGUGAAGCCAACCAGCCGCUUCCUCGAUACCCUUUUACUCCUGUCACACAUGAUUCUUUGUCACACCCAAAGACGAGGACGUCGAUAAACCAAGGCAUAAGAAGCUUCGCCACAAACGCCCCGUUGAAGAGUAAAAGCACUGAGAGACUUGGCUUUGCAGCAUACGCUAAAGAACAGAAUGUCUCUAAUCAAAGUGCCGCACAGCCAGUGGAAGACCCAAGCGUAUCGCCGUCUUUCGAAGAAACCGCAUGCCAAUCUCCUUCGAUUUCUACCGAUGAAGACUUUGAGCCAAGUUCAACAGAUAGGAAACGACCUUCCAGACGAUCUAAGAACCAUGAGCUUGUUUUUCUGACGCAAAAAGGAGAUCGCGAAGGCUCCGAGGAAGUUGCAUCGAGAACCAACAGCAAUAUUAACAAGAAAUUGGUUCAAGGUCUUGUCUUAAGUGAAGAGCAAGAAUCUGUGAUAGAGUUGGCAAAGCAAGGUUAUAAUCUUUUUUAUACCGGUAGCGCUGGAACAGGGAAGUCUGUUCUUUUAAGGGUUCUAAUCAAGACGCUACGAAGAAAAUAUGGCGCAGGAAGCGUGGCAGUAACAGCAUCCACCGGGUUGGCUGCUUGCAAUAUCGGAGGCAUAACUGUGCAUUCUUUCGCCGGGGUUGGACUGGCAAUUGGAGAUGGAAAAAGUCUCUUGAAGAAGGUGAGAAGAUCCAAAAAGCAUGUCGUCCGUUGGUCAACAAUAUCGGCUCUUGUUAUAGAUGAAGUCUCAAUGAUUGACGGUGAGCUUUUGGACAAAUUAGAUUAUAUCGCAAAGUCUUUGCGGAGAAAUCAAUCGCCUUUUGGUGGAAUUCAAGUAAUUUUGUCGGGCGAUUUCUUUCAACUCCCUCCAGUUAACAAAAACAAUGAGGUAAAGACCAAUUUUGCCUUUCAUGCCGAAGCCUGGAAGGAGGCCAUUGAUGCUACAAUAAUGCUCCAAAAAGUUUUUAGACAACAAGGCGACAGUGCCUUUGUGAAAAUGCUCAAUGAAAUGAGAAUGGGAAAUAUAUCACCGGAAACUGAGAUAGAAUUCAAAAGACUGUGUCGUCCGCUUCAGGACGAUGAUAUAAUACCGGCUGAGCUUUACAGCACUAGGAAUGAGGUAGAAAGGGCCAACAUUUCGCGACUCAAUGGACUUCCUGGAGGGUGUCACACUUAUAACGCCAUUGAUGGUGGUGACAUGAAAGACGAAGCAACUAAGCAAAAACUGCUUUCAAAUUUUCUAGCUCCUAAAGAGCUUAAGCUUAAAAUUGGGGCCCAAGUUAUGAUGAUAAAGAACAUGGAUGAAACAUUGGUUAAUGGUUCAUUAGGUAAAAUAAUCGACUUCAUUGACCAAAGAACCUAUAUGUUUUACGAGAGAGUCAGAAAUGAGCCCGAAAUCGAAACUUCAGAGCUAGAGCUUAUGCGUCAAGGAAAAGUGAAGAUGAAUGAUCCACAUGAUGAUGAUGAUCUUAAUCAAAAAGUCAUUAGAAAGAAAAUGAUGAAGGAUUCUUUUUGCAAAGCUGAUAGCCAAGUGCCUCAUGAGAAGUUGGAUGAAAGUAUCUUUGAUUUUCUACUUACAGCUACGAAAGACCUCAGCGACAGUCAAAGGACCAAUAUUGAAAGAAAAAAAGUACUGUUGGAGGAAAUACGCGCAAGCUCCAGCGGUCGUAAGCUUCCCUUUGUGAGGUUCUUGACACCCGACGGUUCAUCAAGACUUGUUCUGGUGCAGCCCGAGGACUGGGCUAUUGAAGAUGAGCAUCAAAAGCCUCUCGUCAGUAGGAUUCAAUUACCUCUGAUGCUUGCAUGGGCACUUUCUAUUCAUAAGUCACAAGGCCAGACUCUUCCCAAGGUCAAAGUAGACCUUAGAAGAAUAUUCGAAAAAGGUCAGGCCUACGUUGCUCUUUCUAGGGCCGUUUCGAGAGAUGGACUCCAGGUUUUGAACUUCAAUAAAACGAAAGUGCAAGCACAUGAAAGUGUUAUGGAGUUUUACCAGACACUCACAUCAGCAUAUGAAGCCAAAAAACGAUUCGUUGAUCCUAAGUCUAAGGUACACACACGAUCAUCCUCCCCCAAACCUGCUAAACGAACAACUUCCAGAGUUCCAGAGGAGCGGCAGGACCGAAUUACUUCAAUGCUACUAAGCAAAAAUAAGAAAUCCUCAAAUGAACUUGAUCUUGAUGCGCCGGAGAGGGCACGACGUGUGAAUGCUAACGCUGACCUUCUUAAUUGA
Lachancea nothofagi CBS 11611 is the source of this 2631-nucleotide messenger RNA. The record is from the annotation of a GenBank genome assembly. Lineage: Eukaryota; Fungi; Ascomycota; Saccharomycetes; Saccharomycetales; Saccharomycetaceae.